CUUCAUAAAGCGUGCCCGGGGACGCUCGCUCGCACUCUGCCUGUGGACCAUAUUCGAGCAGUUGUUGCCAUUAGCUAAGUAAUCGCUCGCUGCUUCCGGCGCCGGCGCUUCACGGUCGAUUACGUAUCGUAAUAACUACGCCGGCGUUACGUUUAUUGCGAAUCUCGGGAGAAUCGGUCAUGCGGUGGCGUAUCUCUUUUAUUUAUAUGAUUGCUGUGAAAAUAAUUACUAGCAUGGCAAAGGAGGAAGAGUUGCCUUUAUGUCCGACCGAAGUUAACUAUUUGCCGCAAAGUUUGCCGAUGCACUGCCGCAUGCCGCGUCAUGCCGACUAUCCAGUGUACCCGGGAGCGCUACCUAACCUUACGUUCCCUCCUCUGCCGCCGGGCUUCCAGGGUCUCGUGCCUGACAAGCUUCCGCAGCCAGCUCCUGGCACCGCGCCCGGUGCGCCGCCGCGAGGUGCCCCGAUGCCCAUGCCCAUGCCCAUGCAUGUGCCCAUGAUGCCCAUGCCAAUGCCGGCGCCGGCGGCAGCCCACAAGUUGCCCGUCAUUGUUAUGCCCUUCUACUCCCCGGACGGCGCGAGCAAACGAGAUCUCGACGACACAGGACGACAUACACAAAGAAAAAAGAAAAAACGCAUACACAGGAAGAGAAAGCCCCGACGCCAUUCUCACACCGAAUCGGGGACAGACACCAGUGAUGACGAGGACUGGAGCGCCGACACCCACGAGUCCUCCAGCGCCGAAUCCGACGCCGGCUGGUGGGCGGGCCGGCGCAGCGGAGGCAGAGCGCGCGGCCGGGCGCAAAGCGGGGCCGGAGGUCACAGGGUGCAUAGGAACAAAAAGGCGUUACUACAUCCUAUCCUCCAGUAUGUCACCGAGGACGGAUAUGUCAUAUACGAAAAAAAGAUCAGCAAAAACCAAGCUAACGAUUGGUUACAAAAUAAGAAAGAAGAAAACCUAAGAGGCUACAAUGAAGCCCCUAAAGAGGAGGACAGGGAUAAGGAGGAAGAGAACGAGGUGGUGCGCGGGGUGCAGGCGGGGGAGGAGACGCACACCGCGAUACUCGGAGGUGAAAACAAAACUAAAAUUAAAUCAUAUAAAAACCCUCAUCGACGAAAAUCAAAGAAAGCUUCAAAGUCAAAGGACAAUGAUGACGGAUAAGUUUUUAAGAGUAGUUCUGUUGAUGUUAUAAAGUUGAGUGUUGCCAUGUUUUGUACGUUUUGAAACAAACAUGCUGUGAAAACUUAUAAAGUCGUAAUAUUAGUUUAUCUAGCAUCAAAAAUUAACGUUCGAUAUUUCGAUGAGGACUUGGACGCCGUCUCGGGCUGAAGUAGGUGCACCAGCACUGUUGUGUCAUGUUCUCCUUAGAAAUUUUUAAAAUAUAUGCUGAAUUCAAAACUUAUCGGAAAGGCUGCAUCCAAAAUUCCACGAAAUAACUUUACUGUAACAUUUUUUUUACAAAUUAAACAAGAGAGCGAGUAAAAAGCAUUUUUAUCUGUAACUCA
This is a messenger RNA of Papilio xuthus (Asian swallowtail), 1504 nucleotides long. RefSeq lists its product as uncharacterized. Bases 180 to 1160 code for a protein of 326 amino acids. The record is from RefSeq and is a predicted model, not a curated record. NCBI's taxonomy places the organism in Eukaryota, Metazoa, Arthropoda, Insecta, Lepidoptera, Papilionidae. The transcript has a single exon.